Messenger RNA from Penicillium waksmanii, 1497 nucleotides. Its product is annotated as sugar porter family MFS transporter. Gene Ontology annotation, molecular function: carbohydrate:proton symporter activity. Bases 1 to 1497 code for a protein of 498 amino acids. The record is from RefSeq and is a predicted model, not a curated record. NCBI's taxonomy places the organism in Eukaryota, Fungi, Ascomycota, Eurotiomycetes, Eurotiales, Aspergillaceae. The transcript is spliced from 6 exons. Gene Ontology annotation, biological process: transmembrane transport; carbohydrate transport. Gene Ontology annotation, cellular component: membrane.
AUGUCUGGAGUGGUCAUUUCGGAGUAUUGGCUUGAUGAGAUGGGAAACCCAGGCACCGUGAUGACCGGUACAAUCACCGCAUUGUACGAUGUUGGAGGUGUUUUUGGUGCGAUUAUUGCUGCCUUCACGGUCGAGAGCCUUGGCCGCAAGCGUGGGUUGAUGGUUGGGGCUGCCCUGAUCGUCAUUGGAUCUAUUUUAAUGGGGGCAUCCGUUGAGCGAGUGCUGAUGAUAGUCGGCCGAAUUUUAACAGGGCUGGGAAUUGGAUUCUUGACCUCUGUUGCACCCGUUUACCAGAGUGAGAUAUGUCUCCCUAGCCAGCGAGGCUGGCAUCUCUGCUGUCAGUUGACAAUGAUGUUAUUCGGUUUGAUGUUGGCAUAUUGGAUCAACUACGCAUUCUAUUUUCACCCAGGCGCUAUACAGUGGCGAUUCCCGCUCCUUUUUCAGGCUGUGUUUGCCCUUUACGUUCUAUUCAUGACGCCAUUUCUACCCGAUACGCCUCGCUGGUUGAUGCUACAUGAUUCUACACCCGACCGAGGCACUGCAGUUCUGGCCAAGCUACGCAACAAACCUGAGCACGACCCAGUUGUACAGAAAGAGAAGUCAGAUAUUCUAUCUGCGAUAAAUAUUGAGUCGGAGGAGGAAGGCACCUGGAAGUCUUUAUUUAUGGAUGGAGGGUGUGCUGCCAACAAGCGGUUCUUCUUAGCGCUUGGUAUUCAAUUUAUGCAACAGACUUCAGGAAUCAACAUUGUGAGCUACUACGCUCCCACACUAUUCCAGGAUAGUCUGGGCAUGGACCAGGAACGAGCCUUGUUCGUGGGAUGUUUCUUACAGCUGUGGUAUAUCAUCGCUUCCUUUUUAACAUGGUACAUGAUUGACUCAGUUGGCAGACGUCGACUGUUCAUUACCAUGGCAAUUGGAAUGUGCAUUGUGCUGGUUUGCGAAGCCAUAACCGUGGCUAUCGACAGCAAACCGUCAGGCAUCGCAGCCGUCUUCUUUGUUUUUGCAUUCGAGGCCUGUUUCACUUGGGGAUGGAUGGCCACGGUCUGGGUCUAUCCUGCCGAGAUUCUCCCGCUCAAGAUUCGCUCCAAGGGCGCCGCACUAGCAGCAGCAGCAGAUUUCCUUGGAAACUUCUUGGUUGUCGAAAUCACACCUCCUGCUCUUGAGAAUAUAGGCUACCAGACCUAUAUCAUAUUUGCAGUCUUCAACAUCGUUGCAGCUUUCAUUGUCUAUUGUUUCUACCCAGAGACGUCUUACUUAAACCUGGAGUCGGUCGAUCUUAUCUUUCUACCGGAUGAGGACCGGGACCAGGAGAUCGAAGCGAAGCGCAAUUUCUACCAGAAAGCUUUACAGUGGAAUGUUGUUCCCAGGGCUCGAAUUGCAGUCGAAGAGGCCAAGGCAAGAAAGAAGGCCGGUCUUGCUGAGGCGUUGGGUGAUAUUGAGCUAGCUCAGGCUGACGCCAAGUUCCCUGGACCCACCCAUGUUGAAUAUCAAGAAUAA